Molecule: messenger RNA, 1638 nt
Organism: Fomitopsis serialis
Lineage: Eukaryota; Fungi; Basidiomycota; Agaricomycetes; Polyporales; Fomitopsidaceae
Exons: 8
Coding region: 1-1638 (545 amino acids)
Source: RefSeq, a predicted model, not a curated record
AUGGAUGCCAAUAACUCUGCGACGGAGUCCGAGGAAGCGCAGACACGGCAGUGGGAAAACACCUCUGAACCGGCUCUUACCACAGGGGCCGCUGUGCAUAAGUACACAUCCCUCCUCACGUCAGAUCUCAGCCACAGGAGGCUCCUUGACGUGUGCAGAGCAGUACAGGCAAGUGUGACGGAGCUGCAGGGGGCGCUGGUUCGCCAGGACGAAUCACUGCGCUCUCUGGUAGCCAGAUGCGCCUGCAGCCUGAAGUUGGAUGCUGCCGCCAGCUUCUGGCUGAUGAUCAGUCACAUAAGGCUCGCCUUUAGAGUGGCAAGGAUACUUGAGUUAGAUAACGGGAAAUCUGAUGAAGGCAAACUCACCGUGGCGGGAAUUUGGCGGAGAGAAUUUGAAGGCGUUGAGGGUGCCCCAGAGAAGAGGACGUUUCAGGACUGGAACACUACCGGCGUGAAGUUCGCGCGACUUGCCGGAGGAGGCUCUAUCUAUCUUCUGGUGCUAGUAGCAGCCCAGAAUCUCCGAGUACCUCUGGCUACCGCCAACGCACACAUCGCACAAGACUUCAGUAAUCUCCUGAGGUGGCCUGACGACGAACUAGGGCCGUUAUCACCGCUGACACCAAUUGACUCUCCCGUCCCUCCAGAGUUCGACUUACCAGACGAUGUCGUCAUUUCCUCCCCGCUCAGGUCAUCCCCUGUCCCGCCGCACGAGGAAGUAGUGAUUCGCCUCCAGUACGACGAGCAGCAGGAGGAUAACCAGCGCUAUCCGGGACCGUGCGGUGACAGAGACAAGAACGUUGUCUGGACAGAACAAGCCCGUCAACAUGCGUCCAACUCCGCUCGGCCUGCAACCCUGGAGGGUCUCCAGAGUGAGCUUGAUGGUUUGUACUCUGAAGGAAAGCGAAUCAGGGACGACUUGUACGUGCGAGUACCCCUCGAACUUGUAAGAGACGUGCUGACAUUCAGAGGCGCGAACAACGGUCUCGUAGCGUCGGUCUGCACCUCGAUGUCGGAAGCUAUGGCAGCCGAUCUGACGGAGCGGCUGGUCGUGUGCUUCAAUACCGAUCCUUUGAAUGACGUGGACACUGCGACACAAACACAGCACGAGUUCCAAGCCAUUCAUUUCUUGUGGUACAACCACCACGCCACGAAGGGUCAUGACGCACCUUCAGAUGUACCGCCGCAAAUGAUGAGCAAGUUUGGACGCUCAAGGACCAACUACCGUCAAAUGAUACCAUAUCCGUCCAAGGAUAUGGUGGUCCAUGAGCCCAUCUAUCAGGCAAUGGAGUGUAUUCUUGGCGACGUGUUCAGCUGGAUGGACACCAAGGUCCAGACAAUUCUUCCAGGCGUAUACCGUCAUCUCGAGGCAACGGCCAGCAUCCUCCCUAACCACCAGCAGUCGCUGGUCAACCCGUUUGUGGGUUUGGUCAUCAACAUCAAUGUCGCAACCUACGCCCACAGAGACAGCAAGGACGACACUGUCUGUGUCGUCCUUGCUGUUGGCAAUUUUGAGGGCGGCGAGUUGUGCCUGCACGAAGCGGGCUUGGUCAUACCGCUACGUCACGGCCAUUUUGUGAUUUUUACGAUCCCUGAGGUACGAAGGAAUCGUUCUUAUGACUGGAGAGAAUGUAACGCUUAG